Molecule: messenger RNA, 1587 nt
Organism: Symbiodinium pilosum
Lineage: Eukaryota; Dinophyceae; Suessiales; Symbiodiniaceae
Source: the annotation of a GenBank genome assembly
GCUCUGCUCAGCGUCGUGGAACUUGUUAAGGUCACUGUGGUGCUUGUGGCAGUCAGGGAUGUUGAAAUUGUGGAGGUCACGGAGGUGGAUGUCUGGGAGGUGCUCGUUGUGGACACCGUUGUUGUAGAAGUUGCGGAGGUCGUUUCCGUGCUCGUGGCCGUAGUGGUGCGGCUUGUCGAAGUCUGGGUGGAGGAGCUUGUGGUCUUUGUUGUUUGCGUGGUAGAAGUGGAUACAGAGCUUGAUGUAGUGGUAGCUGUCCAUGACGUUGUGCUUGAUUUCGUGGAUGUGGAGGUGCUGGUUGUGGCUGUUUCGGAAGAGGUGGAAGAGACUGUGGUGGUGACAGUCACAGUGGCCGUCUCAGAUGUUGAAGACGAGCUAGAUGAGGUGCUGGAGGAUGAAGAGGUAGAUGUAGCGCUAGAAGAGGAGGUGCUGGUCUUUGUGGCAGUCUUAGUGCUGGUGCUGCUGGAGGUGCUGCUGCUGCUUGUGCUUUCUGUAGUGGUCGUAGUGCUACUUGUUUCAGUCGUCGUCUGGGUUGCUGUCUUUGUGUCUGUGGUGGUUUGGGUGGUUGAAGAUGUGGAGGUGCUACUGGUACUGGAGCUGGAGCUGGUAGCAGAGCUGCUCGAGGUACUCGAGCUGCUGGACGUGCUCGAAGAGCUCUCUGUGGUUGAGCUGCUGGAGCUACUUUCCGUCGUAGUGCUGCUGCUCGAGGACCUGCUGGUCGUCAGGCUGCUCGAUGUUGAGGAAGUUGUUGGGGAGGUGCUCGAGAUGCUGCUGCUUGAGGAGAUGCUGCUGGAUGAGCUGCUGGUGGAAGAUGCAGUAGUGGACAAGGUUGUGGAGCUGAUGCUUGUUGUGACGCUUGUGCUGGUGCUGAUAGUUGUAGUUGUCGGCGAGGAUGAUGUGGUUGACUGCGAGGUGGUCAUCGUCCCUGACGUGCUUGAUGUCCCUGUUGAAGUGGAGCUGGUGGUGGUUGCCGUCCGGCUGGUGGUGGAGGAGGCAGUCGAGGUCUUGGUUGAUGUUCUGGUAGUGCUGGUGGUCUCCGUUGCGCUAGAUGAGGAUGUGGAGGUUGUGGAGGCUGUUCCAGAUGUGGUAGAAGAGACAGACACGGAAGUGCUUGAGACUGUGGCUGUUGCGGAUGUUGUGUGGGUUUGGCUCGAGGUCGCAGUCUCCGUUUGUGUGGAUCCUGUUGUCGUUUCGGAUGAUGUCAAACUGGACAUGCUCGAGCUGGUGCUGCUAGCAGAGCUCAUGGUCAGAGUGGCGGAGGCUGUCACAGAUGUCGAGCCAGUUUGCGUAGUUGCAGAUGUGGUUGGUGUUGUAGCUGCUGCUCUUGAAGUGGUUGGUGUCGUGCCGGUUUGUGAAGUUGUCAAGAUGAAGCUAGAUGAGCUACUGGACGUUGUGGAGUAUGUCACAGAAGCCUGCGACCCAGUUGUGGAUGAAGCUGCUGGGGAAGUGAUGGUGCUGCUCCCAGUUGUAGAUGUUUGCACUGGAUUCAGCGUAUGCGUGGCACUUGCCGUUGCUGUUGUUGACGGGGCUAUGCUGAGAGUAGUGGAAGUCGAGGUUUGCGUUACUGGCAGGAUUCCACCUACCUGA